This is a messenger RNA of Procambarus clarkii (red swamp crayfish), 3908 nucleotides long. Its product is annotated as dnaJ homolog subfamily B member 12. The record is from RefSeq and is a predicted model, not a curated record. Gene Ontology annotation, cellular component: endoplasmic reticulum membrane. Gene Ontology annotation, molecular function: Hsp70 protein binding. Gene Ontology annotation, biological process: cellular response to misfolded protein. Lineage: Eukaryota; Metazoa; Arthropoda; Malacostraca; Decapoda; Cambaridae.
UCUGUAAACAAGACCCGCAGCUGUUUGUUAUGUUAGCGCUGAUUGGCUAGGCCCGCCCUGACGCUCAAUGGUUGGUCCACACUAACUAAUCACAGCCGGCUUCUUAUUCUGCGUGUUUACAACUGAAAAUACACCAUGGUACAUGACGGAAAUAAAGAUGAAGCUGAAAAAUGCUUCAAUUUAGCCCAGAAAUACUUCCAGGAGGGCAAUAGAGAGAAAGCGAUCAGGUUCACGCAGAAGGCAGAGCGGCUGUACCCUUCCCAGAGGUCCCAAGAAUUUUUGGAAUUACUAAAUAGAUUAAGUGGCACAACUGGUCAUACCCCACAUAGCAAUGGAACGGCUGGAGGCGAGGGGGAUGGUGGUGGUGGGGGUAAAGGUGGAGGGACAGGUAGUGGUGAGAAUGUGCGGCAACGACGAACGGCUGCAACAGGUGAAGAAAGAACGAGUAGCUCAGCAAACACAACUCAGUCUUCUAGCGGCACUGUAGAAUUCACCAAGGAGCAGGUGGAUUCAGUUAAGAGAAUCAUGAGGUGUAAGGAUUACUAUGAGAUUUUAGGUAUUACUAAGGAGGCUACUGACAGUGACCUAAAGAAAGCUUAUCGUAAAUUGGCGCUUCAAUUCCACCCGGAUAAAAACAAGGCACCAGGAGCCAGUGAAGCGUUUAAAGCUGUAGGGAAUGCCUUCGCUGUACUCAGUGACCCAGAAAAGAAGAAACAGUAUGAUCUUUAUGGCCCUGAAGAAUCCAAUUCUCCUAGUCAAAAUAGAAACUCGUAUAAUCACCACGACUUUACGCGUGGAUAUGAAAGUGACAUGACUGCCGAGGAGCUUUUCAACAUGUUCUUUGGGGGUGGGUACCCCGGUGGCAAUGUGUACGUGCGACGUGGAGGUCGAUGGGAGCGAGCUGGAGGUGCGGGUGGUCGGAGUUACAACUCUCAGCGAGGAAACCAACACCAGGCUUCUCAUGCCGAGCAGUCCAACUUAUCCGUGUUCCUGCAGCUGAUGCCGCUACUCCUCAUUCUGCUGUUGUCAUUAGCAUCAUCCCUGUUGUCAUCAGACCCCACCUACUCACUUUCGCCAACCAGUAAAUAUAGUGUUCAGCGUAGUACUACGAACUUAGGAGUGUCAUACUACGUGAAACCAGAUUUUUCUACAGAAUAUCAAGGAAGUAUUCGACGGUUAGAGCAACAUGUAGAAGAAGAUUAUGUUUCGACACUCAGGAAUGCUUGUUUUAAGGAAAAGAAUUAUAAAGAAAAUAUGAUCUGGAGAGCUCGGUCCUUUGGCGAUCCACAGAUGUUUAAGAGAGCCCAGGAACUUCGAACUCCAUCUUGUGACUCACUCCAGAGCCUCUAUAGUUAAGGCUCUGCCUCAAUGGAGCCCAACCAGUUCAGUUUUGGGCAGCACUCCAGCUUAACCCGGUUGGUGAGAUGUUCAACCUCAAACCAACUUAGUCUAGUAAUCAUAUCAUUUAUUAUUGUUAAUUUUUAUUUAUUGAGGACCUUUAGAAAGCCUUAUUUAUUAUGAUGUAUGUUAGAGAACUUGACAUAAUAAGGUAAGAACUUUGAGCAUAAGAUGAUAAUAUGUAUAUAUCUGGUUGUCUGGUAGGGCUUUCUGCCUUGAGUUAUUUUUUUUUAAACUAGUUUAUAAUGCCAGAGAACUUGUUAUUGUUGACAGUUAAAAAGUUUAUUAAUUGCAGAAAUUGUUUAGAAUAAUUUGUAGUUUCAUUUACGUCAUAUGGGAAUGUGAUGAGUAUUGCUUUACUGCUGUCCAGUAUACUUCACUCUUUGGCUCCAAAUGGUCGCACUAUAAUCUCGUAUUUAGGCUAAUCAGAUUAUCGAUGGUGUAGGAUUACUAAAUUGUGAAUGCUCUAGUUAUGCAAAUAUAUUUUGAGGUCCCCUAAUAGCUUUUACUACAAACCCUGUUUUAUUUCAAAUAGAAUGAUUGAUAUAUUUUUUUCUAAAAUGGGCAUUGUGAUAAGGUGAUGCUGUACCCUGCUUUCUUGGCCUCUGCUUACACUUGGAGUUUAUAUAUACUGUACUGUAUUCUCUUGUGCACAGCUGCCUUUUUACCAAAUGUAUCUACAUUCCUCAUACCUGCAUCUUCCUGUCUCACACCUUGUAUCUAAUUUUUGUACAACUGUUUCUACCUGUGUAUGCUUUCCUCGCACCUACAGCUACUUUAUUUGUUUUCACCCCCUACACCUACCUAUCUUAUAAAUACAUAUAUCUGCUUCACCCAAAUUUAACUUAUUACCACCAUAUGACCUCAUUAAGUGGGCUUGGUAUUACAAGAUGAUCCUCUCUCCAUGUUUCAUUUGUUGUAAAAGUGUAUAUAUCUGUGCCAUUUUACUCCCUGUUGUGUCGGGUGGAGACGACGCACCAACACUCUUGUUUUGGUCUCGUUUCUCCUCGGGUUGUUGUUGGUUUUCCUACUGCAAAUUGGCUCAUAUUCCUUGUAAGUUAAGAUGUUGCUCUUGGUCAAUAAUGCAUAAUGAUUAACCCUUUGGCUGCAGUAAAGGACUCUGGUCGAUUCCAGAUAAAUGGUCCUUGAAUAAGAUAAGCAACCCAAGUCCAUGUGCCUAGAAAAUCAUUUUCAAAUUGUAUGAUGCUCAUCCAGGUUCCCUGACCUUCAAAGUAGGCCCAAAGACCUAUUUAGAGUGUGAGCAGUUGGUGGCAGAAUAAAAUAUCGGCUCAUGUGGUAGUGCCAAAAAUUGACACUUAGGCUUCCUUCAAACUCUCACACUAACACCUAUUCCUCCAUUUUUUGUAGACAAUGAAGGUAGUGAUAUGUAUUGAAGCAUAUUAGAGUAGAUUUAUAAGCUUGGAAAGAGCAUUUGUUUUGUAUGUAAAUGUUUUAAUCUUGUUCAAGACUCAUCCAUCAUUCUUUGUUCUAUAAUGAUUAGUAGUAAAUACUCAAAUUAUUCUUUUCCAAUUAGAAAUCGAAAAAGAAAAGAUAAAACAAAGAUCAACAAGAAAAACAACAAAUCAGUAUAAGCAAAACUGCAGAAUUAAUUUGUUGCUCUAAUUUGUGAGAAAAAUACCUAAUAUUCCUUGGCCAGUAUGUCUGUAUAUUUUAUUUAUAAUGAUGUACUAUAAAUGUGAAACACACAGGUUGACUUGAUAACUUGUAUAAAUUAUUAUAUAGCAUAACAAAAAUUCAUGCUUUUAUAUAUUUUUAAAUUACUGUAUCUCAAAAAUAUUUGUAAUAAUUUUUUCAUGGUACAGUAUCUAUGGAAAGAACACAUCUUGUACAUAUUAGAAAUGAAUUCAAAAUUGAGAAACCCAACAAUUAAUGUAGCCUCCACCCCAACAAAAUUCUUUGAUCAAGUUAAUUGGUUUUACGGUAUUUAUAACGAUAAUAUUGUACAGUAUAUGCCGUGGGAACACACACUCGCCCUAAUUUUAGACUGUAUUAUCUACAGUGUAUUAGAAAAUUUGUACAUAAUUACACAACUAGAAGAAGCGUAUGUUUUCUUACAAGAUAUGUAAUUAUAAAGGCGCAUUUUGGAAAAUAGUUUUUUUUUUUUGGCUGCAUUUUGACCGAGAGAUAGUGGGUAAAUGUGGUGUGGCAGCCAAAGGGUUAACACCUGCAGCUACUCUCACUCACCACUUGUAAACUUAAGUGCAUCCUCCUCUUCCUCCUCCUCCUCUUCACCUUGGAAGAUCUCUUACAGAGUGCUAGGUAAGAGAGUGUGAGUGAGUGAGUGAGAGAGAGAGAGAGGAGGAAGGGAGUGAGAGGAGAUUUUUUUAUCAGCUUGGGUAAAUUUAAAUGUGGACAAAAAUCUGUAUAUAUGAGAUGAGUCACAUGUUUUAAUUUAAUUGGUGUCUUCAGUAAGUCUGUAAAAUCUUUUUUUACUUCAUUGAUGGCUAAAGUUGUAUAAUUUCAAAAGAAUAAAGUUUUAUAGAACAUGA